Molecule: messenger RNA, 1941 nt
Organism: Schistosoma curassoni
Lineage: Eukaryota; Metazoa; Platyhelminthes; Trematoda; Strigeidida; Schistosomatidae
Source: the annotation of a GenBank genome assembly
AUGGAAGAUCCAAGUAAAUCAUUCAAAUCAGAAGAUAAUUUGGGCAAUCUUGCUUCAUGGAGUACAAUAACACAAACAACAUCACAAACAAUAACAAAACGUGAUCGAUGGAAAGGAAAAAUUGAUUUUCUCAUAGCAUGUAUGGGAUUUUCUAUUGGUUUGGGUAAUGUGUGGAGAUUUCCCUAUUUGUGCUAUAAAAAUGGUGGAGGAGCCUUUCUUCUACCUUACUUCGUCAGUGUGAUCGUUGCGGGUGUACCAUUAUUUCUUCUUGAAGUUGCUUUGGGUCAGUUUAUGUCUAAAGGAGCUAUUGCAGCCUGGGAUAUUUGUCCACUUUUUAGAGGUAUUGGAUGUGCUAGCACUAUGAUAAACUUUUUGGUGAACAGUUAUUACACAGUGAUUCUGGGUUGGGCAUUUCAUUUUAUUUUCGCUUCAUUCAGUAAAGAACUUCCGUGGGCUAAAUGUGGACAUUCUUGGAAUACUAACUCAUGUAUUGAUGCUGUAGUGAGAACAAAUUUAAGCAAUUCAACAUCACUUCUCCGUCAACAUAUAUUUGGAGCUGAUCCUGCUUCAGAGUACUGGGAAAAUCGUGUCUUACGAAUAUCAAAUGGUAUUGAUAAUUUAGGAACAAUUCAAUGGGAUUUAGCAUUAUGCCUUUUAUUAGCUUGGACAAUAAUAUUUUUAGCAAUAUGUAGAGGAAUAAAAACAUCGGGAAAAAUUAUGUAUAUAACUGCAACUACACCAUAUAUAUUCAUGAUUAUAUUACUUAUAAGAACAGCUCAGUUAGAAGGAGCAUUAAAUGGUAUAACGUAUUAUUUAAAACCAGACUGGGAUAAAUUAACAGAUAUGACAGUUUGGUCAGAUGCUGGAACUCAAAUCUUUUUCAGUUAUGCUAUUGGUUUAGGAGCUUUGUCUGCAUUGGGAAGUUAUAAUCGUUAUCAUCAUAAUUCAGUUAGAGAUUGUCUUUUAUUUGCUGGUGCAAAUACAUUUACAAGUUUAUUGGCUGGUUUUGUUAUAUUUGCAACACUUGGCAAUAUGUCUUAUAUAUCCAAUGUCCCAAUACAUUUAAUUGCAGAAUCAGGACCAGGUUUAGCAUUUAUUAUUUAUCCAAAAGCAUUAGGAACAUUGCCUGGUAGUCCUAUUUGGUCAUUUUGUUUUUUUAUUAUGAUUAUACUAUUGGGAAUUGAUAGUAUGUUUGGUGGAGUUGAAGGUUUUGUUGCUGCAAUCUCCGAUUACUUACCUCAAGUGAUAUUAAAUCCAUGGUAUCGAGUUAGUUUUGUUGCAGCCACAUGUAUUAUAUCUUAUGGUAUUGGAUUAUUUAUGGUGACUAAUGGCGGUAUGUACAUAUUUCAAUUAUUUGAUUAUUAUUCGGGUAGUCGUAUAAUUUUAUGUGUUACAUUUUUGGAAUGUAUCGUUAUUGGCUACAUAUAUGGAUGGAGACGGUUUGCAAAUGAUAUGAAGUCAAUGUAUGGCUUUUCACUUAAAUGGUUUUGUUGUUUAUACCUAUGCAUUAUUACUCCAUUGUUUACAUUUGUUCUGUUUAUCUUCAGUGUAAUUGUAUACGAAGAACUCACAUAUAUACGAGCUGUCAAACCUGAACCAUAUCACUUUCCGAAGUGGUCUGUGAUAUUAGGUUGGAUGAUGGCCAGUUCAAGUUUGUUCUUCAUUCCAGGUGUCAUGGUGGCAGAGGUUAUAAGAACACCGGGAACAUUUCUAGAAAGAAUAAAAUACCUGUGUACACCUCGUCUUACUCAGCAUCGUUGUUCUUUAACCAGUCCAACUUUAAUUGACCCCGAAAAUUCGGAGAUUCCAGAAAAUAAUCCCAAUGAUCAUUAUGAAGUGAAUUCGUGUACAACAGAAGAGCAAAACAUUGAAGAGGAUAAUUCAGGGAAAACAAAGAAAAAAUUCAAAGUUAGAAAUUUCUGUAGAUCGUGUAUUCGAUAG